UCAUUUGCUUUCCUUUCCUUUUUUGUUUGUUUCUCUCUCCCUCUGUGGGAUAAGCGCGCUCUUGGAAAGCUGCGAGGCAUGUAGGUCUGUGUUCGUGUCGUCUUAUCAAAACAAUAGUUUGUCACGUGAAAAUAAGCCGUUCGCUCGGAAACGAAGCCAGCACAGAGGAUAACUGACUGUGGUUGUUCCAUUGUUCUGACGCCACGCGUUGUCAUCACUGACCUGCCAGGUGAGCCGGUAUACAAACGGCGCUUCUAGGUGUGUCGCUGAGGAAUUUCCAUGGGAAAGUUGUCGGUUAACUUCUGCGAAAAGACAUUCAAGACGGAAGAAGAGCCGGGAGACCUGUCAUAGAGGUAGAAGAAACGCACAGUGCUAGUUCAUAAACCUUAACGUGUUUUUAACUGAUUCCAACUGCCAAAUUCCAAUUGUGCUCUUGCCCCCUUUGUGCUUUGCUUGCAGCCAUGUCCAUUGAAUACACAAUUGACAUCCAGUUAACUGAGCUGGGAUUCCCAGACAUCCUGCAGUUAGGGCAGAGCCCGACCAGAGAGACAACCAGUCAUGUCGCCACUUCACUUCCAAACACACACAAACGGACACGGCUGUCACGUGACGACGACGACGCCGCGGGUCCAGCAAGCCUGAGCUCGAAAAGCGCGACCCUUGAAACGAGUGAACAAUAUGGGGACUCCGCCAAAGUCAGUGUACAUGUGGGACAGUCAGAGUCCACGGAGGACGAUUCGGACGACAGUGAAAUUUCAGGUGUGUACGAGGAAGAAGAAGAGUUUGACGAGGAAGGGGACUGCGAAGAGGAGGCAACAGUAAACAAUGAUGGGAGCCAGUCAGGCAACUACACCUGCAGUGUCUGCAGUCUCCAGCUUUCCUCCAAAUUCAAGCUCCAGGACCACAUGAACUUGCACACUGGAGCACGGCCGUAUCGCUGCGCUGAAUGUGGGAAGUGCUUCUGCCAAAAUUACAACUAUCGAAUUCACCUGCGCACACAUGCCCAAACCAGAGUGCACCGCAUUUUGUGCCGUGUCUGUCAGAUGAGCUUUGCAUCAAAGGAGGAUCUGGAGGAGCACCUAUUAAAAUCUCACCCCGAAAAAGAGUUUUACGAAUGUGACCUGUGCAAACGUGUGUUUACAUCUCUGAUGAAAUGUCAGUCUCAUGUCCUGUUACACAAAUGUAUGCCGGGUAUUGUUUGUGAAGUAUGUGGCCGCAGUUUCUCCAACCCCAAAGCCCUUGCACGCCACCAUAGGAGGACAUGCCGCCGCAGUUUUAAGUGCACAGACUGCACAGAGACCUUUAACAAGAAGAAUGCUCUCUUGAAACACAGCUUUUCCCAUCUUGGUUUGCUACCUUACACUUGUGUACGAUGCCGCUGUCACUUCCGUCUGGCAAAGCUGUACCGCCAGCACAAGUGUCAACCCCAGCUCAUUCACUGCGUGGCAUGUCUGAGGGAGUUUCUUAAUGAAACUGACUUCCAGCAGCACAAAAAGGACACAGGCUGCUGGGGCAAUCAGGAGCCUAAAGGGGACGAGAUCAGAUGCUUGGAAUGUGGAGAGUUGUUUUCAACUUCAGAAGAGUUGAAGAAACAUGCUGGGGCUCACCAGAGGAUUCUGAAAUGUGCUGAAUGUGGGAAAGGGUUCCGCUCAGCCUUGCUGUUAAUGUCCCACAUGGGAGGUCAUGCCGGCAACGCGCCCUGCCUUUGUCAGAGCUGUGGACUGGGCUUUCUUCACCAGCAGAACUAUGAUAGCCACCUCAAGACCUGUGGACAAAAACCCCAACCUGUGAGUGCUUCCAAAAAACACCAGGCGUCAAAGAGCUCAUCAUCCAAGACAAAGACACUUGAAGCAAAACCAGACAUUUCAGCUCAAACUAACUCGAUCACUAAGCCUGCUGUUUCCAAAAAAACUGAGAGCCCAGUUGUAGAACCUGUUAGUCCUGGAACUGCCCAGGGAGAUGUGUCAACUGAAUCUUCUCCAUCGGAUGGAUUGUGGAAGCUGUCUCUUGACAAACAGCCACCACCUGGUGUUAAACUUGUCCUUUUUCUUCCUGUAUGUUCUCAAACCAAUGGCCUGCCCCUCUCACCUGCCAUUCCUGGACACCAUGGACUGACUUCCACUCUUGAAGGGCAGUUUAACACCCCUCCAGACGUAGUGACUGAAAUUAAGCAUGCAGAAUGUGAAGCACCUCUGGAUUUGUCUAAGAAGGCUGCUUUGAGUGACAUUCCACUCGGCCACAUAAAAAAUGAGCCAGACGAAUUUGAAAUCUCUGGAGAAGCUGAUGGUACUAAAAGGCAAGGAUGUAAAAGUAGUGAUAGUAAAGUGAUGGCUAAAACUAAUCUGGGAGAGGCAGAUACUGAAAUUAUGACUGAUCGCUCCCACCUUAGUUCAUCCUCUGAACUAAAAUUGAAUAUAAAAAAAGAGCCUCAUGGCACUGAUAUUGAUUUGUUGUCAUUCAAAUCUUGCCAACUACCAGAUGGGAGGACAGACAAAGAAAUUAAGGUGGAAGUUGGCGUUUCUACUCGAUCUGAUGAUGAUAAGGAGAAGUGAAAUACCGUGAGAACGAAUAACUUGUUCUGCAUUCAUAUUCCUGUCAAAGGACACACCUGGUACGUUUUCUUUGUUUGAAUAAAUAUAAACAAUCUCCAAACCCUUGGGCUGUUUUGCGUUAGAGUUGACUUUCUUUCCAGUCCAACUAGCAAUCUGAGACACAAGAAUGGUGUUGUUAAGACAACAUUCACAACGACAGAUUUGUUUGGUGAAUUUCUCCAUCACCUCUCUGUAAGCAAGAUUUUCCACCUGUAUUUAUUGACUCCACCAACAUCUUAAUCAGAUGACUGUCACUUUUUUUUUUUUUAAACAAUAUUGCUCUUUUCUUUUUCUUUUACAAAAUCAAAACAUUCCAAGCCUAGUUUAUUGAACUUGCAUUCUGGUAUUUCUGGGCAAUAAAACUUGGGUUAUUGAAGUGUAUCAAGUUUAAUGAAAACAUGUGCAUUCCUUCUAUUCAGCUAAAAACUUGAAAUAGGUUUAUUUUUUGUGUAUGCACUUGAAAUUUGGUUCUAUGGAACAUAUUCUAUUGAUGUAAAUGGUACUCAGUAGUGUCACUAAAUGACAUCUUGUGAUUUUGUAAGUUCAGGUAAUACACAGUAAAUUCUGA
Solea senegalensis (Senegalese sole) is the source of this 3159-nucleotide messenger RNA. Its product is annotated as zinc finger protein 502. Gene Ontology annotation, biological process: regulation of transcription by RNA polymerase II. The record is from RefSeq and is a predicted model, not a curated record. Gene Ontology annotation, molecular function: DNA-binding transcription factor activity, RNA polymerase II-specific; RNA polymerase II transcription regulatory region sequence-specific DNA binding. Bases 462 to 2552 code for a protein of 696 amino acids. Gene Ontology annotation, cellular component: nucleus. Lineage: Eukaryota; Metazoa; Chordata; Actinopteri; Pleuronectiformes; Soleidae. The transcript is spliced from 3 exons.